UCAGUAUAAAAUAAAAUCAAAUUUUAAAUUUUAUGAAAAAGUUUUUAAGGUAUAGUGUGUGUACAGUGUGUCAAAUUCUAGGUAAAAGAUCAGCUUUUCAUAAAUAAAUUAUUUUUUUAAUUGCAGAAUAGAAAACAAAAUAAGUUUACAACAAGUCCUCACUUUGGGUCAUGAAUAGGUUCUUGGAAACUGUGAUCAUUUAUUUCCCACUUUACGGUAUCAAUUUUACUAUUUAUAAAGAAAAUUCAACAACAAUAACUGCAAAUGAUUACAAAGAUAAAAAGCAAGCAAAAGAGUGAUGAGAGCGUGGAACGUCGGUCUCGUCCAUCGAAGUCCGACGACGGCGAGAGCACACGGCAGAAGGAGGAGUCAAAAUCUCCCAAUAAUCCUGAGCCAAAGAGAGAAAAAAUUGAAACCAGGGGAAGUUUAAAAAAUGAACAGGAAAAGAUAAAAUGCAAUUUAAUUAAAGAUAAGAAAAAAGAGAAAUCAGUUAAUGGUAAAACUAAAGAAGAAAAGAACAAUAAGGAAAAACCUAAAGUUACUACAAAAGAAGUUGCUAAAGACAAAAGCGUUCCGGUGAAGGUUAAGGUCGAAGAAGACAAAGAACAGUUGAAAAAGAAAAAUGGUAAAAGUGAAGAUAAAGAUUCUGGAGAAAAAGUUGCUACAAAUGACAGCGAGAUGAAACCGAAGCGCAACGAAGCCAUCGUGAGGAUAGGAGAUCGAAUAAGAGUAAAAUAUGGAAAUGGCAAACAGCAUAAGAAAUACGAAGCUAAAGUUUUAAAGAUAGAAAGAGAAAGUGGUGAAAGAAAAUUUUUUGUACAUUACACUGGAUGGAAUGUAAGAUAUGAUGAAUGGAUUAAAAAAAAUAAAAUAGUAGAAGUUAUUGAAAACAAGAGUGGAAAUGACAGAAAGAAGAAAGGAGUUCUGUGGCCUGGUUCGAAAAGUAAAGAAUUGGUGAAAAGAAGUAAAUUGUUCAAGCUGUCGUUGAGGAAAUCGAAGGCGUCGUCCCUGGCCACUUCGAAAAUCUCCAAAAGUGCGUCGGUGAUUUGCAGAACACGAAGACAGGACAGCGCUUCGGAUUCUUCCAGCAACGGGGGAUCGCAGACCAGGAAGUCCAGAAGAAAACCCCCCGACUCGGACAACGAAGCGGACACGUCACACAACACGAACGACACGGAAUUAGGCCAAGAGUCGCAGAGUCGGUCGGAUCCCAACACUUCGGACGAGACCAUUAAGGUGGAAUUUUCGUACGACGCAGAAGAGUCCAGCGAAGAGAAGAACUUCGAAGAAACUGAGAAGGAAGAAACUGAGAAGGAGGAAGAGCACCCGUGGGAGGAUGGCGACACGCCCGACGACAAAGAAUUGCCAAAGUUGGAAGAGGAAACGGCGGAAGAUACCAAAAUCGGGGUGUUUGCCAAUUUAUCGCCGGUCCUCCCGCCCGAAGAAGGGCCGAAUUCCGCCGAGCAUAGAACAGGUGAUUCUGUGGAUCUGCCCGAUCCGGGUUUCGACAUCACUUCCAAUGGCUUUAUUCCCUGCCAGAAUAUAAAAGUGGAGAAGGACUGGGAAUUAGAAUCCCCGGAAGAAUGCGAGAAAAUCCCGGAAGCGGCUCUCUCCUCCAAGGAUUCGGAGGGAUUGGAGAUGCCGGAUAUUUCCACCGACCAGAACGCCAUUGGGCCGAAACUGGAAAUGGCCGCGGCCAAAACGGAAGAAGAAAAGACGGAAACGGAAUUGGAAGAAACGCUGGAACCGGUAAAUUCGGACGACCUGCAUCCUCCGGAAAUAGCGUGGAAGAUGGAAAGUCUCCCGGAUUCGGCGUCGUCGUUCAACGACGAUCAUCCUCCUCCUUUGGAGAAGAAGCCCGAUUUCAGUCCCGACGCGGGAGAGGAGAGGUACGAGACUCGACCCCUCCUGGAACGCGCCGUCAGCGAAACCGAAGAACUGUCCUGCAAAAUUCCCAACAUCACCCUGCGGGACUAUUUAGGGGGGGAGAAUUCCGCCGACGAGGAGGGCAGCGUGGGAAAGUCGUCUUCCGAGUGCAACUCCCGCUCCGAACACGCCAACGGCGACGGUUUGGAGGCGGAAGACAACCCCCGCCGUUCCUGCCAUCACAAAACGGAGGAGAGGACCCGCCCUCGGGGGGAGGCGGCCACCGCCAAGAAGGACAAGAAGAAGAAGAAGAAACUAUUUAAGGCGGAAGGAGGAGACGUAAACGCCGACCUUUCCGGGAAGAGCGAUGCCGAAAAUCGGGAUCGGAAAGAAGGGGAACCGAAGAAGAAGGCCAAGAAGGAGAAGAAGAAGAAGGAUAAGAGACCGGGCGAGAGCAGUCGAGAAGCGGAAAAGGAAUCGUCGGAAGGAUCCGGUUUCUGCAAGAAAGAACAGAAAAGGGAGGAAGAGCAGGCGACUUCCGCUUUCGUCCGUCCCGGCGGGAAGAACGAGGAAUUCAAGAAGACGAAGAAGAACAAAAAGAAGAAUGAGGCAUCAGAGAGGAAGGCCAAGAGGAAGAAGAAGAAAAAGGAAGCCGGCUCUUUAGAGGAGGGGAACAGCUCGGACAGCGACAAAAGCUCCAAGGCCAGGAAGUGCAAGAAGGACAGGAAGAAGUCGAAGAAGAAGAGGAGGGCCUCGGCCUCGGAGUCGGAUCCCCCGGAAAACGACGGAGUCGAAUCGGCAGACAAGAAGUCCGAGGACUCGGAGGACUCGGCCUCGGACUCCGGCAGAUCGGAUCCUUUUCCGCCGCGCCUGGAAGCGGUGUUGGGCCUCUCUUCCUCUCCAUGUUCCGAGACGGAGCCGAGUGACGCCUCGCUGGAUCCUGCCUCCGAAUCAUCGGUGGACUUUUCGGCCAACGCCUCUUCCGCCGGGCCCGAAGGCCCCGGGGAAGCGGUCCGGGUGGUGGAGGCCUCGACGGUGCUGGACAACACGCCUCCCACCACGCCCGACAGCGCCCCCUCCUAUUUGUCCAACUCGCCCGCCUACGAUGGCGACGUUCCCCCCAAGGAUGAUUUGGCCGAAGAUGCGGACGGGACCGAGGCCACGGAGAGCGAAGAUUCCCUCUCGCGGACAGAAAGCGCCAUCCUGUUUCUGGCCAAUCGGGCGGCGUCCGGCAAGAACGACUCUCGCGCCAAGAGCGCCAACGCCCUCAAGCGCCAGUCAGCCGAAAUCGAAGAGGCGCGCCUCUCCAAGAAAAAGAGAACUUCCAAAGGAUUUUCUUCGGGGGGAAAGAGGAACCACCCUAAAAAUGCCAAAGGCGAGCAGAAGGAAUACGCCUCCGACAACACUUCCGGUUCGCAUCGCUGCGGUCUUCCGGCCUCCGCUUCCAACUCCGCCUCCGGCACCCGAACUUCCAAGUUCAACUUUUACGUUCCUUUAGAUGCUUACACCGAUCCGGACAAGAGAAUCGCCAUUUUGCAGGAGAGUCUGUCGGAACUGAAGAAGACCUACAUGGCUCUGAAAGCCGAGGUGGCGCUGAUCGACCGACAUCGAAAGAAGGCCAAGAAGAAGGAGAAGGAAGGAGCGGCGGCCGCCAUCUCUCGGCCCGGCAUUCCCGCGGAAAAUGAAGCCGCCGAUUCCUAACGAGCGGCACUUCCGGGACUGGCACCGUCCAUUAUUUUCUGUACAGUCGACUCGACGUUUUUUUAACUCGCGCCGCCAUCCGUAUUUAUAUAUAAAUCUCGCCGCUCCUAUUUUGUAAGGGAUGAUCCCCGCGUAUUUUGUUUUUCGGCGGGCCGAGCCCGCCCGCCAGAAAAUUUGUGGGGCGAGGGGGGAGAAGUCGUCCGUCGGAGCCGAUCCCGCCGAUAUUCGGGGGGGAGAAGGAUCCCGGUGGGAGACGAGGCCGGUCUACGUCAUGCCCGUCCCUCGGCGGGGGGGUGAAAGUGGUGGUCUUCCCCCCGUGCCGAGGAACAUUUUAUACUGUGGUCGGCGACUUUUUUAGUUAAGUUUUCUAUGACGGCGCCCACGCCCAUCUAUAUAUAUAUAUAAAUAUACUAUUUAUUAGAUUGUUUUCAUUUGUAUAUGACGUGAGAUUUUAUUCGGUUGUGGAAUCGCUCGUCCGCGUCUUCUGAAAUUUUAAAUAAAUAUAUUCUUUCAGUAUUCGUUGCAUCUACUCUUCCGACCGACGACGGCGCGCCCUUUCGGCCAUUCUUUACGGACGGAAGUCGCCGGAACCGGAAACGCGAGGUUGGAAAGUUCCGGAUGUCUUUCUCCGAGGACUAAGUGUAAACUAGUCUGGAAUUUUUUUAGAAUCUUCGGGGUAGACGGGCAAAUAAAUUUGUCUUAAAAGACGGGAUGAACGUAUCGAUAAAAAGAUAAGAAAAUAUGAGGUGAAACGAACUACACCGUUCGUCCCGUGCCCGAAUGUAAAUAACUUAUGGACUCGUUUCGCAGCUUUGGAAGUGUAGGGGAUGCAACUUUGCAGAUGCGAGCGAGCGAGAAGGGAUGAUGAUGUUUCUCGCUCGUUUUACGACCGCGUCGACGCGGGCAGACGGAGAAAGUGGCAUAGAAACGACGAUGUCAUACGUUCGCGAUCGGGAAGACGUUUGUCCCGUAUUUUCGGGUGAGAAUAAAUAAUACUAAUUCAUUUUCCUUUUACAGCGAUUCACGAUAUUUGGUGAGAAGAGACGAUCCGCGAUAAAUAUCAAACUGGAGAUAUUUGCUGUCGCCAGCGGGAUUUGUCGUUUCUUGCUGGCUACUAGAUUCGCAUCUGCAUAGUCGCGCCCUAAAUUUUCUUCGGUGCUUUACGUCCGAUUCAGGGCCCACCAGUGGCCAAGCGGUCUUCAUACCCUGAACACUGGGAGUUCGGUCGUGGAUUCGCGCCUCGCUUGGACGGGCUGGCCACGUGGAGUUUUCCGGUUUUCUCCACGUCUAUAACGUCUAAAUAGGGGCCAGUUUCCCGUAAAAAGGCAUCCCCUAAGCAGAUCGCCCAAGUGUUGCGUUGCCAUAACUUGACAAACAACAACAACGUCCGAUUUGGGGGAACCCCUACGAUUAUCCGGAAGUGCCCGGCCAGAGCGCUCAAUUAUUCUUUCCGCGUUCUUUCGGAGCGGGAGAACUCUUCGCUGGCAGCUAAAUGCUGCCUCGAUUCGUUUUCGAAAAUGCAAAAUACCCGGAUCUGGGUCAGUGGCGUAGCAUAGUGGGGGCGGCAAAAUUUCACACAAAAUAAUAAUAUCUUGUAAAAAAUGUGAACCAUUUUAUUUCAUAUUCCCCUCGCACGUACGAUUCGGACCGAUUGAAAU
Messenger RNA from Centruroides sculpturatus (bark scorpion), 5225 nucleotides. Its product is annotated as AT-rich interactive domain-containing protein 4B-like. NCBI's taxonomy places the organism in Eukaryota, Metazoa, Arthropoda, Arachnida, Scorpiones, Buthidae. The transcript has 10 exons. Gene Ontology annotation, biological process: regulation of transcription by RNA polymerase II. Bases 265 to 3567 code for a protein of 1100 amino acids. Gene Ontology annotation, cellular component: nucleus. The record is from RefSeq and is a predicted model, not a curated record. Gene Ontology annotation, molecular function: transcription cis-regulatory region binding.